ACCGAGACCCCUCCAGUGUUGGUGUGGCGCAACAUCUCACCAAUACUGUUUUUGUUGACAGAGCCUUGAUAGUAGUGCCAUGUGCGGAAGAUGACUAGACUGGCCCAGCUGUUACACUACACUAGCCUGAGUCAGGCAUUGUUUUCCAAGCCACUAUCCCCGAUCGGGCCAACGCAGCCUUCAAGGGGGAAUGUGACCAGGAGAAUAGCCUGCUGCACCUUCCAAGAUGGACACCUUGUCUCUUUUUUUAUUUAUUUAUUUUUUUCUUUUGGUUUGUUUCCUUUCAUACUUUCCCAUGUUGUCCACUCUCUACUGUCUCUAUCUAGAAACUACAGUAUUGCUUAUCUCUAGCUUUGUGUUUUUUUAUAUUUGUUAUUUUGGUUUGUUGUUUUGAUUAUUGUCCAACCCCCCACCCCCCUCUCUCUUUCCGCUACAGCUGCGGCUUGUGUGUGAUUGAGUUCUGUCCAGGUUGCUACGGCAUACCGGUGGGAUGUGUAUCACACAUGGGAUGCUAAGAGGAUCACUAACACUUUACUCUCUUGUCACCUCCUCCUGUUGACGUAGCGAGGGUUUAGACGUUCUGAAAGUGAGACCCAGUAGAACCUUUUUAAAAUUCUAUUUGCGCUUUUCAUCUGUGCCGUAAAUCUGUAGUAAAAGGUUUUUUUUCUCCCCCUCACAUUACUACGUCACAGAGCUCUGGUAUGGAUGUUUAAUGUUUAAUAAUAACACUGCAACUCUCCAUUCAACAUCAUCAUUUUAUGCUCGGUGCCUCCAGCUGUAAUGAACAGAGUUUUUCUUGCUGGUCUUAACGUAGCUCUCUUCUCCAGCUAUAGAAGCAGCUGACUUUAGUCCAGAGUGGAAUCAGCAAAAUGCCUAAUUGGUUGUUUUUUUUUCAUGGCUAAGUCUUGGCUAACAUUUCCCACAGUUCUUACAAUUGUUGUUCUUUUCUGUAUCUGAUGUCCUGUGUGCUAUUAGUGAUGCAGCCAUUGGGGUUGUGUUGUGUUGCACACCUUUCCAACACUGCGAAACGAUCGCCACACGGAAAAGCGCCCAUGCUUGAUAUCGUAUGGUUCAUGACCAAUAUGUUUCCAGUACAGGGAGAAUCCCAGAAGAGGCCAAGGCCUUGUCACUUUUGGCACCUGCCGCCCCAGUACCCAGUCUGAUUCCUGGAGGCGGACUGCUACCGAUUCCCGCUCCAGCUCCGCUUCAGAACCUGAACCUUCCCGUAGUGAAUCGGCUGUCGGCUGCCCUGGACCCCGCAGCAGCAUCAGCGAGCGCCCAGGCCCCCCUCAUGGGGAAUGUGGAUCCCUCAAAAGUGGAUGAGAUCAGGAGGACCGUCUACGUUGGCAACUUGAACUCACAGACCACCACUGCAGACCAGCUGCUGGAGUUCUUCAAGCAGGUGGGAGAGGUCAAGUUUGUGCGAAUGGCCGGAGACGAGACUCAGCCGACACGCUUCGCCUUCGUCGAGUUUGUGGAGCAGGACUCCGUCGGCAGAGCCCUGACAUUCAACGGAGUCAUGUUCGGAGACAGACCCCUUAAGGUUAAUCAUUCCAAUAACGCCAUAGUAAAACCCCCGGAGAUGACGCCACAGGCCGCCGCUAAGGAGCUAGAAAGUGUGAUGAAGAGGGUGAGGGAAGCCCAGUGCACCAUCGCUGCUGCCAUAGAUCCAGCUGACCUAGAGAAGCGCUCCUCCAGCCGGUCGAGGAAGUUGCGUCUGUCCCGCUCUCCGUCCCGCUCCCGCUCAAGAACGCACAGGAAGAGGUCCCGUUCGAAACACAGACCGGUACCGAAAGUGUGGCCGAGGACCGACACCCACAAUCCCCGAAGCACCCACAAGCGGCGCUCCCACUCCCGAGACAAGAGACAAAGUCGGAGUCGCUCCAGGGGCCACAGGAGGAGGAAUAAGGACCGGUCCAGGAGCCCUCGCAGGAAAGUCAGAUCACCCUCCCCGAAAAGAGGUGGGAAAGACAAGAGGACGGAGCGCAGCAGGGACAAAAAGGACCGAUCCACAUCCAGGAAGAGGAGCCGCAAGGACGAGGACAGGAUAAAGAGCAAGGCCAAGCCAAAGAAGGUGCAAAAGGACUAUGACCGGCAAGAAAAGGAAGACUUUGAUAGUGAACGAGAAGACGCACUCAGCGAGGACAUGACGUCAUCGCCGUGCGCCCUGCAUAACGGUGGCUACAAGACUCACAACGCCGAGUAUGCACAUCUGGGCAGCUCCAAGUGAUUAUUACAGCACCAUACGAACUCACCCCGCGUCCCAUCUCAGCGCAGUACGGCGUACGUAUAAACACCGGGCGAUAACCACUCAUUAGCAGCGUGUUUUCCUCAUCGUCGUCAUCUCAUGAUCUUUUUUUUUGAACUCCACAUUGUUGGCAACAUGUGGAUCCUGUGACUCAGCGGAUGUUCUGUCCCCCACUCAAAGGGCAGGUGAGCACUCGGUGCAGCGUUUCCCGUUUAGAAGGGAGGCUGCAGGUUUCGCAGAAGGUGCUCACGAUACGACAGUACGACACUAAAUAGUUGAGUCAACACCUCAACAGCAGCUGGACAUUACAAGCUUCCCAAACAAACACAUUGGAUUGCAUGAUAUCAUACGGUUGUCCACCUCCUCUGUGUGUCAGUCAGCCUGUUAUUCCUUCUGUACAGACACAAAGACUGUAGUCACCUACCCAGGCAGAAACAAUGUGCAGCUGCAGAGCUUUUGAAACUCCUCUUGGUCCAUUCCUCCUGUGACAUCUUGACCACACUUCAGUAGUCUGAAAAGCCUUUCAUGCCUCUUAGAUUAGAAGUGUAUAUGCCUUUUCUUACAAACACAAUGUUUUUGUCUUGAUAUUGCAAAAAGCUAUUUGCAGCAACAAUCUGCGUUAACGGUAAUAAAAAUGUAUCUUACGGGAGAGAGAUUUUAAAAUGUUUUCCUUUUAUGGCGUGAGAACCGGUGGAAAAAGGUUCACAAACGAGUCGGUAAUGCAUAUAGGAACAAAGCAGGUUAUCAUUUUAUGCAGUUUAUUUUAUCAAAUUUAAUCUGCUGUGUAUGAGCACAGAUACAGGCACUGAACGGCAAAAUCUAAACUGGAUUGCAACAUAUUUCAAACUUCACUGACUUCUUCAGGCAUCCUUUAAUAACAUAUCAGAGAAAUCUAGUAAAAGUACUGCAGUGAAUCCUUAAUAAUCUAGUAAAAGUACUGCAGUGAAUCCUUAAUAAUCUAGUAAAAGUACUGCAGUGAAUCCUUAAUCUGUAAUCUGUCCAUACAGUCAGUUUCUCACAUGGCUUUUCAUUUAUCACAAAGCAACUGAGUUUGCAUCAGUUGCAUUUUAUACAAAACAUUAAAAAAAUGACCUAUUGUAAAAUAUAGAUAAUAAUAGUAUAAUCCAGGCCGUUAUCAUGUUAGGUUCUGUGUCUAGACUUGCUGCUCACCAGCACACCAAGAAGGGGAAGUGCCAAUCAGAACAAGGAUCUCACCAACUGAACCAUCAUUUAGAUCAUCAGGUAUUUCAUCUCUCAUUAUCGACACCCCUUCUUAUUCUGCUGCUCUGGCCGCGGUGUGGCUGUGACGGCCACUUCGCAUAUUCUGCUUUCUUUUUUUUUACUAAAGGAAACAAACGGUGCAUUACAUAUUUAAUACGUGUCUUCUGGGUGUAGGAACACGAGGGCCCCUCAGCGUACGGAUACUUCUAAAUCGGGGAAGCUAAAAUGCUCAUCUGCCCUUUGUGUGCUGUUAGACGUGAACGACGCUCUGCACCAUUAACUCUGGAACGUCCUGCAGAAAAUGUACGCUGUUGAUUUUAAGACUUGAAGUGCUGUAAUUAUGAGAGUGCAGAACGGUAUUGUACUGUUUCUGUUAACCUGUCAACCUAAUAUAUUGUUGCAUAACUCAUUCGGGCAACAAGAAUACGUCGUUUUACUUUGUUUUAUGGGUGUACAUUUUAUUGCGUUUUUUAUAUUUCCGAUUUGUCACGACGAUGUAUCAUCUUCCUUUUCCUCUUAUUGUUGUAAUGCUGUGAGAUAAAAUAUUUACUGUUUUUAUAGAUACAAAACAAGCCUAAACUAUAAAAAAAGAGAAAUGCUGGCGGUGUACAAAAUGUCUGUCGGCUCAAAGUGAGACCCAAAUGAAGCCCAGAUUGUCGGAUGUGUCGCAGGUCUAACUGAGAGCACAGAAGGGUCAAAAGUGCCUAGACUAAGAUUGUACAGAAUAUUCUAAUAACACAUGGAGACUUAUUGACAAAUGCAACCUGAAGUUAUUGUUUAGGAUGUUGAAUAGCUAAAACGAAUGAGACGUUAUAUUUAAGUAUUGUCGGCUGUCUUUAGUAAUUAAUAGAGUAGAUUGAACAUUCAUGGGACUUUUGUGGAUUUGUCUUUUUUUAUUUGAUCAUGUGUUUCUCUGUCAUUUCUAGUGUUUUGGUUUUCAGUAUUGUGAUCGUGUCAAAAAUGCAUCCGCAAACAUAUUGAGAUCAGUUCCUAUUUCAUUUUUUUCGUUUCUUGGAAAGCUAGAUAUAUUUUAAAACUUAAAUUUCCCCCGAUGGCUUUUUUAUUUUCCUGCUUUUUUUGUGUUCACAGCACUUCAGUUUGAAGUGAUGAAGUUUAAAAGAUUUUAUUUUAUUUUUUUAUAUCCACGUGUCCGCUGUGUGCGGAUACUACAGUAGAGACGAUUGACGGGGGAAAGUCUGUGUUUGAGACUCGAUGUAAAGAUUUGGUAACACGGUUUUUGAAGAACUUGGAUGUUUGUUUGUGGUCCUCAGUUUGAAACGAGAGAUACAUCUCAUCUGUUUCCUAAACAACACUCAAUAAAGAGACUUUUCAUUCA
This is a messenger RNA of Anarrhichthys ocellatus (wolf-eel), 4805 nucleotides long. RefSeq names its product splicing regulatory glutamine/lysine-rich protein 1 (gene srek1). The transcript is spliced from 11 exons. Gene Ontology annotation, cellular component: nucleoplasm. Bases 1067 to 2230 code for a protein of 387 amino acids. Lineage: Eukaryota; Metazoa; Chordata; Actinopteri; Perciformes; Anarhichadidae. The record is from RefSeq and is a predicted model, not a curated record. Gene Ontology annotation, molecular function: RNA binding.